CAUCACGCCCCUUCCUUGUCGCGUCCCAUCCGUUCCUCGCUAAUUAGACGGCAACCGCUGAACACAGCAUCGCACGAUAUGCUGCCCGAUGCCAUUCCUUCGGUGUUGCGAUGACACUGCAUGACGAGAAUGAUGAUCUCCUUACAAAUGUCGACAAGACCACGGACAAUACCCCAGAUGACCCCGACGAUACAUCGCAGGCCCAGGAAGCCUCCCUCCUAGCAUCCCAGCACCAUUCCCUUAAGCACCAUCUCCUUGGCCCUUCCUUGACCAAGGCCGGACAGGAUGCGGUCGAUCAGAAAAAGGUCUCUGAGAUCAUAUACGAGGCCUCCAAAGGCUCCAAGUUCUUCAACAAUGAAGAAGUCAAGGACAGAAACUUGACUCUAAAAAUCGAGCGAAUUCUCAAACAGAAGGCACAACUGGAGAAGCUCGACCUCAAGACGGAUCUUCGCCGGGCAGAUGACUACAUUGCAUCCCUCGAACUGGCCAGAGACCUGUCACAGUAUGUCGUUCACAUCGACUGCGAUGCCUUCUACGCCGCGGUUGAAGAGAUUGAUCGACCCGAGCUCAAGACUGUUCCCAUGGCCGUUGGGAUGGGGGUCCUUACUACCUGUAACUACGAGGCCCGGAAAUAUGGUUGUCGCAGUGCAAUGGCGGGAUUUGUGGCGAAAAAACUAUGCCCGCAGCUGAUCUGUCUGCCAUUGAACUUUGACAAGUACACAGCCAAGGCAAAAGAAGUAAGGGCUAUCCUCGCAGAAUACGACCCGCGUUUCGAGAGCUCUAGCAUCGAUGAAGCCUACCUGAACAUCACAGAGUACUGCACCACUAACCAAAUGGACCCGGAAGCUGCAAUUGAGCAACUCCGGAAAGACGUACACGAGAAGUGCAAAAUCACAAUCUCCGCUGGUAUUGCGCCCAAUGCCAAAUUGGCCAAGAUCUGUUCCAACAAGAACAAACCAAAUGGGCAGUUUCGAAUCCCCAAUGAUCGAGCUGCCAUAAUGUCGUUCAUGGCUACACUGCCAGUGCGCAAAGUAAACGGCGUCGGCCGUGUCUUUGAGCGAGAGCUCGAUGCUAUUGGUAUUCAAACAUGCAGCGACAUCUAUGCUCAGCGCGCAUACCUUUACAAGCUCUUUGGGGAGAAGGCGUUCCAGUUCCUGAUGCAGACCCAUCUUGGCCUCGGACGCACGGUUGUACAGCCUGCUGAGGAGUAUGAGCGAAAGAGCGUGGGAACAGAAAGUACAUUCCGUGACAUCAGCGACAAGCAACAACUUCGCGAGAAACUUCGCCACACGGCAGAAGAGCUAGCAAAAGACAUGGUCCGCGUCGAAGUGAAAGGUCGGACACUGGUCCUGAAGGUCAAACUCCACACUUACGAAGUCUUCACCCGACAAGUCGCUGCUCCGAAGGCAGUCCACCUCGCAGACGAUCUCUAUAACUACAGCCUACCGAUGCUGGUCAAACUUGAGAAGGAGAUUCCGGACUUCCGGCUCCGCUUGAUGGGACUACGAUGCACCCAUCUAGUUAGCACCAAGAAAGCGGGCAAUGAUUUCUUUCGCCGCAAAUUCAAUAGCGACAAUUCCUCUACAGGAAAGCCAGCAGAUGAUGCAGAGUGGGAAGUCUGGCCGGACUCGGAAUUCGAAGAAGCCGCUCGUCAGGAGAGACAGGAGGAGAUCGAGGAGCUAGAGCGCUUGAGCCAGGAGCAGCAGCAUGAACUUUCUCAAGACGAGGAUCCGAAUACCCCUGUACCAGGCGCCUGUGACUCCACAGCAGAUUGGCACGAACCCUUUGGCAGGUACAAGUAUGGCAGUGAGCCGAACUCGCCGGCGGUGUCACCACAAAGCAAGCAUGGACGGGUACUGAAUAAAGCUGCUGUGUCGGCUUUGAAAGAAGACCACAAGCAAAAAGCACUAUGGGAUUGUCCAAUUUGUCAGCUCCCGCAGCCGGCAAGCGACAGGGAAUUUAACAGCCACAUCGAUCUGUGUCUCUCGCGGCAGACGAUCAAAGAGGUCGUGGCCGAGGCAAACGGAUCUGCAACCGCCGCCUCGAGCAGAGCAUCGCCCGAUGGUUCUGUGCCAGAUAGGCCGAAAUCUGUUAACGGAAUGAAGCCCAAGAGAAAAGUCUCCUCCAGCAAUCUAAUGGAGCCGGAUGCGGCUGGUGGGAGAAGGCAGAAGAGACUGUUCUUCACCUGAGAGUUUACGACUGCUUUGUACACGUGCUCAUGAGAAAUGAUGUUGAUACACUAAUAGACAGUUCAUAUUCGGACCGAGAGUCCCCUUCUCAGGAAAACAUUCUUCCUGGGGUAUAUAUGACCUCCUGCU
Molecule: messenger RNA, 2318 nt
Organism: Cladophialophora immunda
Lineage: Eukaryota; Fungi; Ascomycota; Eurotiomycetes; Chaetothyriales; Herpotrichiellaceae
Exons: 1
Coding region: 111-2189 (692 amino acids)
Biological process (GO): error-prone translesion synthesis
Cellular component (GO): nucleus
Molecular function (GO): DNA-directed DNA polymerase activity; damaged DNA binding
Source: RefSeq, a predicted model, not a curated record